AAUUCAUGUCAGGUAUGGCUACGUUUACGUGAAUGUGAGAUCUUUAAAAUUUUGUGAUUGUAAACUGCAAAUAGAACAGAUAAAAUAUAAUAAUAUAGCGGAAUAUUUAAUAUUGAGAAUACAGUUAUAUUUUAUUAAAUAUGCGCCUGUGACAUCGUUGCUGCUCCUCGACAUGAAAUUAUUAUCGAACUUUGCCAUAAGCGCGUGUAGACAUUUAGGUUAUCUCGGUAGUCGACCUAACUGUUCUGUCAGUUUGCGAAAAAUGGCGACCGAGGUGGAGAAGGCACAAUCAGCUGUGCCGGAAAGCGAUACGAUAUUUGGAAAAAUACUGCGAAAAGAAAUUCCAUGCAACUUUAUUUACGAGGAUAAUCAGUGCGUUGCAUUUGAUGAUGUAAAUCCUCAAGCACCUGUGCACUUUCUGGUGAUUCCACGGAAACCAAUUCCGCAGCUUUCCAAAGCUCAAGAUGAAGAUGAACCUUUACUUGGCCACUUGAUGAAUAUCGCUCAUAAAGUUGCAAAGCAAAAAGGCUUAACAAAUGGAUUUCGCUUGGUUAUCAACGAUGGAAAACAUGGUGCACAGUCUGUGUAUCAUCUGCAUUUGCAUGUCCUCGGUGGUCGACAAUUGGAAUGGCCACCUGGCUAAUGUGUCCAUUUGCACAAAUAUACAAACAGCAUUUUUAUUAUAAAAUAUAAAGUAGUGAAUCCAGUAGUAAGGAUAAGGGUGUGUGGUUUUAUCAAAUUUUUCUAACUUAAAUAUAUCUAAAAUGUAUGCCUAAAAAAUAUUAUAUAAAAAAGUACGCUAUGAUUAAUAGUGUUGUGUUUGUAUAUUAUAAUUGUGAAUGAUUAACAAUACACAAUUAUUAAUGAGUUA
Nylanderia fulva is the source of this 871-nucleotide messenger RNA. It is a transcript of the gene HINT1, whose product is annotated as histidine triad nucleotide binding protein 1. Gene Ontology annotation, molecular function: catalytic activity. Lineage: Eukaryota; Metazoa; Arthropoda; Insecta; Hymenoptera; Formicidae. The record is from RefSeq and is a predicted model, not a curated record.